AGACCUUCCUGUUUAGACAGACAGGCGUUUAAAAACAGAAAGUCUUUAGAAGCAUUUUUUCUAAUUGUUUGCAUUUAGUUCUUUUAACACAUUUUCCAGGCCAUCGCAAUAUCCUAUCUGUGGGAUCCUGGGUGGAAUCUGGAUCAAGUCGCAAGGUUGCAACAAAGGCCUUGCAAAGGCUGAACAGCUACAGUUUAUCCACCCAUGAAUUAAAGGGAGGAACGUAAACAAUGGAUGAUGAUUUCAUUGCUUCCUCGCUGCCUUCAUCUUUCCCGGAGAGCUUAGAGAUGGCGAUGGAAGUGGAGGGGCAAUCCUCCAGGCUCUUCCGCUUCUCCUGUGCUUCAGACCUUCGAAAUGGAGGGAAAAGCUUUUCUCCUGAUUCUUACUUAGCAAGUGGGUCUUUUAAGAGGAUUUUGCUGGGACUAGACCCUUUUCCAACUGAUUAUGAGGAAGACACUGUGGAAUUAUUUGGUUUUCAGUGGGUCACUGAAACUGCUUUAGUUGAGUCUUGUACACUUCUCUUUGGAUUAUUUAGGCAGCAAAUCCACAAACUGGAAAAUCUCAUUCAAUUAAAUGACUUUGGUCAAGCUGCACACCUUCACUGGGAGGCCCAUAAUAUCAGAAAGCAGUGUACUGAAUUUCUACAGUAUGUGAAAAUGUUCAUCUUCAGGUAUCUGGAACCAUAUGGAAUAGAAGAGGAUGAAUUAAUCCAUCCAUAUCAGAAACAAGAAACACAGCUGCCUUCCUUGCUUGUUGAGGAACUCCAUUCUUUGACGCUGCAUGCUGGACAUUUACAUGAACUUCCUAGUUGUGUUUUGGGAGCAUUCACCAUUCUGCCUCAAGCAAAGUUAUUUCCACCUUCGUGGCAUUUGCUGCAUCUUCACUUGGACAUCCAUUGGUCAGUGCUGGAAAUUCUUCAUCUUCUUGGUGAAAAGAUGCCAAGGCAAACUGUGUAUGCUCACAGGUUUACAAAUUUAACAGGUGAAAAUUUGACCAAUGUAAGUUUAUUUGAAGAACAUUGUGGAAACCUCUUAUAUGAUCUGAUAAGUUUGUCAGCAAACAGAUACACAAAGGUAAGGCCUCCUGAAGCUUUGAGUAAUUCCCACUACCCUUGCUUUUGUGUGAAGGAGUUGUGGGUUUUACUUAUUCAUCUUCUUGACCACAAAAAUAAAGGGUCCUUCACAGAGUCUUUCUGGAGUUGGUUGAAUAAAAUUCUGAAGUGUGUAUUUGAAAAAAGCAAUGGUACAGAAGAAGCAUCUUCAUUUGAAUCUAUUCUGUGCAAUGAUCCAUUAAGUUUUAGUUGGUGGAUUAUAACUCACCUGGCAUUACUGUACAACGUUGACCGAAAUGGGCAUGUAGACAAAGAGAAACCAAUAGAAUCCAACUGGCCUUACGUGGAAGAGUUAUUGAAGCGGUCCACAAAUAGUCAAAUGGGGAUAUUAGAAGAACAGUUACGAAUGCAUCUUCAGUGCUGUUUGACAUUAAGCUGCAUCUGGGAUGUGAACCUAUCUGCUGUCACCAUACUCUGGGAGUAUUACAGCAAGAAUCUGAACAGUCCCUUCACUAUUCCUUGGUUUGGUCUCAAAGGGCUCGCAAAUAUUACUAAAACACCUUUGUCUAUGUACGAGUUGAUAAAGCGUUUUUGUGGUGACAUACAUACUCGAGAUGUGUAUACAUCAAGCAAUAGUUACCAAAUUUUUCUUUGUAUUGUGGCACAAAUAAUGAAGAAGGCAGUGAAAACCAGUGGUAUUCAUCCAUGGAAACAGAUCAAAGGAAGAAUUUAUUCCAAAUUCCACCAGAAGAGAAUGAGAGAACUGUCAGAGGUGGGGCUACAAAAUUUCUUCUGUCUUUUCCUUGUGCUGGCAGCUAUAGCAGAGAUGGAAGAUGUUGCUAGCCGCAUGAUGGAACUUGUGCGUUGCCUCAGUCCAAGUUCCACCAGCAUUCCACUGAGAGCUCUAAUCUGGAGAGGAUACUUUGCCUUUAUCUUAACCUAUGUGGAGAAGAACGUGGAUAUCAGUUUUCUAGCUGAGGAAGUCUCAAAUGCCUUCCAUGAAAAGGCAAAAGAAUUCUUGGUAGAAAGGAAUGACCUUUUGCAAAAGCAGAAUCUCUGGAUGCUGCUUUCUACCUACCUCGAUGGUGUCCAAGAAGUUUUUGAGAUCAGCUGUGCCUUGAACCUGUCUGAGGAAAAGCUGCUGAGUGAGGGUUUUAGUAUGCUGCUGCCAGGUUGCCGAGGAUCUGAACUUUCAACAGUGUUAAGUUUCUUGCAAGAUGUUCUGUUCAGGCUGAGGACUGUGCGCAAACACUUAAGCCAAGGGCUACCAUUAGGGAAUACAGGACCAAAUGCUCAGCCAGCAUCAGUGGCGAAAGAGCACCACCUGGCUGUUGCCAGAGCUCUUUGGAGAAAUUUCUUUCCAUACCUGAAGAGUCAGCGAAUGUUGCAAACUCCUCCUCCUCCUCAGCUUGCAGACGCAGCUGCAGGUUUUACUUUGCUGGCUUUGGAUUUGCCCAGCGCAUGUCCAUCAGAACUUCAGCCUCAGCCAGUUUUGUCAAUGAUGCAGUUGUUUGGAUGGGACGAUAUGGUUUGCCCCAAACUGGUUUCAAGAUUUCUAAGUCAUUUAAUACAGAACAGUGCACUGUCUGAAACUCUUACUGGUAUGGGUCAUGUGUCCUUCCAAGCCUUGUUGGUACACUCUUGGUUUCGAUGUGUUUUGCAAAUGUUUAUUGAUCAACCUCCUCAUACUUCAGUCAGGAUAGAUGCUGAGCAAACAGCAGAGAAGAAUCAUGUGGAGCAACUUGCUGAACUCACAAGAUUGAUACUUAAGCUACCAGAAAUAGAAUCUAUCUUCUCAAAUGCUCGUGUUGAUGAGUCCAUCUACAGGCAAGAUCCCAAAGAUGCUGUUAUUCAGUUCAUUAAGGCCUUUGGAAAAAACUAUAGUGGUCUUCAAACACUAGCUGAAAAAUCAACCAUGGUGACAAAGGCUCUAGAAUAUAUUGGUGAUGUAUUAAAACAUGUAAAACCUUACUUAAUGAGGAAAGGACCUGCAGAAGGAUUCCAUCUCACCUACAGGAUUAUAGGAUGCCUUGUGAAAUCUUGGGCACCCAUAUUGGCGACUUCCAAGGCACAACCACUCUUGUUCCGCAUAAUUGAUUGUCUGCUUUUGCCCCACAUUGUGCUCCAGCAAGACAAAGGGCUGCCUGCAGCAAUGUUGUCUGCAAUUCGGGAGAAUCUUCCUCUCUUUCUUCAGGGUUUGUCUUUUAUAUGUUGUCAGUCUCAGACACAAGGUGCCUAUUUGAAUCAGUUGCUAGGGAAUGUUAUCCAACAGUAUUUGGGGCGUUUCCUUCCUCCAUCACCUUCUGCUUCUCGAACUGGGCAGCAUCCUAUUUUGCUGGCACUGUACAGUUCCUCCACCACCACCACCCCAGGAGCCUUACAUCUACAUAAGACCACAAUGCAAGUCAUAAGUGAAAAUUAUCUACAGUUCAAAGGCCAUGCACCUCCUUUGCAUCUGGCAUCAUCUCUAGCUUUCAUUCUUGAAGCGUUGAGGAAAGCCAGGAGUACUGAAGUGUGUGAUAUUGGUGUGCUACUCCCUCCUGUACUGAAAUGCCUUGUAUUGGUUAAUGAACCUCUAGUUAAAAAACUAUCUACAGAAAUUCUGCAGUGUGUGGUAGAAGGCUGCCAAGCAGGGUCAGGAAAGGAGCUUGCCACCCAGCUGACUUCUGUGUUUAGGCAGUUUAUCCAGGAUUACACUACUGUAUAUGGUAAUCAAGUUUACAGCAUCUUGGAAGCAGUGGCAGUCUUGGACCAGCCUCUAGUUAUCAGCUUGAUUCCUGCUAUGACAGAAGCCCUGAGGAAUUCAGAGUACAAACAAGGUCUUGGCAGAAACACUGUGCAAAGGGAAGCCUAUAAAAGACUCUUAUCUCAGCUCACAGAGGCUGGACAGACAGAGAUAUUGAGACUGGAAAAUGAGACCCAUUAGCAACCCGUUGAUUGGUAUUUUCUGCAGUCAUUUCCUCGAAUUUCAGUCCUUUAUACAGGGUGUGUGCGCCCUGUCUACAGGUGAAGAGCGUUUCUGCUUAGUUUUAUUGCAACAUGCAAGCUACCCUUGAACAUCUUUUGAUUCAGCCAUUUAAUACUACCAGCAAUAUGGACAAAGGAGGGCAGAGCUUUUCUCAUUGUGAGCCCCUAAGUCCUUUCAGAGAUGUUUAGGAGAAAAACAGAGCCAAGUAUAGGAAACUUGAUGUCUUGCUGAAAAUUAUUUUUUAAAAAAAGUUGGAGAGAAGCAGGAAAGACAAUUUUUACCAGUAAACUUUUUUUUGCUGCUCUAAUGAAUCAAUACACUUUGGCUGUCAGGCCUUUCCAUUCUGACACCUUGAGUGAUGUUUUGCACAUAAACACUUCAUAUGAGCUUGGUGACUGCAAGAGGUUCAAUCUAAGCAAGGCCAGGGUUAGGUCAAGAUGCUUGAGCCACCUGAUGUUAACAGAAGAGCUUGUGUAGGCACUGCAUGGAAGGGUGACAGCUGUCCUAGCAUUGUCCCUGUAUUAAAAUGUGUAGAUGUGUACUGUA
Messenger RNA from Sceloporus undulatus (fence lizard), 4565 nucleotides. RefSeq names its product MMS22 like, DNA repair protein (gene MMS22L). Lineage: Eukaryota; Metazoa; Chordata; Lepidosauria; Squamata; Phrynosomatidae. The record is from RefSeq and is a predicted model, not a curated record. The coding region runs from base 231 to 3977 and encodes 1248 amino acids. Gene Ontology annotation, cellular component: nuclear replication fork. Gene Ontology annotation, biological process: replication fork processing; double-strand break repair via homologous recombination. The transcript has 26 exons.